UCGUUCCCUCCCACUCCACUCCCUCUUCGAAACCUUUCUCCAAAAGAGAGAAGAAAAUUUCACAAAUACCAGAGCGGCAAAGUUGCGAGCUUCAUGCAGGACUCCGGCGGCUGGGAGGCGCCGCGGCGGGCGGCAAAGGUCCUCUUCGGGAGGUACGAGCUGGUUGGCCUUCUAGGCUUCGGCGCCUCCGCCCGCGUGUACCUUGCCCGCGACCUCCGCUCCGGCCAAAGCGUCGCCCUCAAGGCCAUUCCGAAGGGCCGCGUCGCCAAGGGCGGCCGCGCGCCCAACGUCGUCCGCGAGAUCUCCAUCAUGCGCCACCUCCGCCACCCCCACGUCCUCCGCCUCCUCGCGGUCCUCGCCUCCCGCUCCAAGAUCUACAUCGUCCUCGAGCUCGCCCGUGGUGGCGAGCUCCUCGCGCGCGUUGCCCGCGGCCGCCUCCCCGAGGACCUCUCCCGCCGCUACUUCCGUCAAUUGAUCUCCGCCAUCGGAUACUGCCACUCUCGUGGCGUCUUCCACCGGGACCUCAAGCCGGAGAACCUCCUCCUCGACGACGCCGGCGACCUCAAAGUCUCCGACUUCGGCCUCUCCGCGCUCCCCGACCAGAUCCGCGGCGACGGGCUCCUCCACACCGUCUGCGGGACUCCGGCGUACGUCGCGCCGGAGAUCCUCUCCAAGAAGGGCUACGACGGCGCCAAGAUCGACGUCUGGUCCUGCGGCGUGAUCCUCUACGUCCUCAACGCUGGGUAUCUGCCGUUCAACGACCCCAACUUGAUGGCGAUGUACCGCAAGAUCUACCGGGGGGAGUACCGGUGCCCCGAAUGGACCUCACCGGAGCUCCGGCAACUCAUUGGCCGGAUCCUGGACCCGAAUCCCGAAACGAGGAUCACCGUCGACAGUAUCCUCCACGACCCCUGGUUCAAGAAGGGGCUCAGCGAGGAGGAGCGGGCGGCGGCGGCGAAGUUCCACGCGGCGGAGACGGCGGAGGCGGAGGACGGAAAGUUCUGGAUGUCGGAGGAGCCGGACCGGGCCCUCGACGCCUUCGAUCUGAUAUCCUUCUCCUCCGGGCUCGACCUAUCCGGUCUGUUCGGACCGGCGUCGGACCGUCAGCGGUUCGUCUCCGCCGAGCCGGCCGAGGUGAUCCUCGGCAGAGCCGAAGAUAUUGGAGCAAAAGAGGGGCUGGUGGUUCGGAGGAAAGGGGAGAAGGGGCUCGGAGCGGUAGAGGUGGAGGGGCAAAUUGGUAAUUUGGUAGCGAGGAUGGUGGUCCGCCGGCUGGCCGAGGGGUUGGUGGUGGUGGAGGUGGAGGGUGGUGGCGACGCCGAGAGGGGUUUCCUUCAAGGGAAACUUUUGCCGGCGCUGAAGGGCCCGGUGAAGGCAACCGCGAAUUCCGGUUCAGCAGCCGGUCGGCCGUACCCGGUUUUAUGAGGGUCUAGUUAUUUUAAAUUCAUUUGACUUGGCUUGCCCGGAAUAUUAGUUCGGGAGAGACCAUCAACGGUCAAAUGCGGUUUCGCUUCAUGUAAGGGGUGUGCGCUUGUAAAUAGCUAUAUGAGAUAGAAAAAAAAAAUCUAAGCUGUUUCGGGUGAUCAUCUUACAUUUGAUUACCUACAAUAAUUGGAGAUUGGUUAAUUAAUUAUUUUUUCAAAAAUAUUUAUGAAAAGGGAAUUCCCUUUUAAUUC
This is a messenger RNA of Phoenix dactylifera (date palm), 1673 nucleotides long. Its product is annotated as CBL-interacting serine/threonine-protein kinase 14-like. The record is from RefSeq and is a predicted model, not a curated record. NCBI's taxonomy places the organism in Eukaryota, Viridiplantae, Streptophyta, Magnoliopsida, Arecales, Arecaceae. Gene Ontology annotation, biological process: signal transduction; protein phosphorylation. Gene Ontology annotation, molecular function: protein serine/threonine kinase activity; ATP binding.